This is a messenger RNA of Effrenium voratum, 4204 nucleotides long. Lineage: Eukaryota; Dinophyceae; Suessiales; Symbiodiniaceae. The record is from the annotation of a GenBank genome assembly.
AUGGCUACGCAAACCAUGACCAUGACGCUGCCUCGCACAAUUACUGCUCCACCACCUUCCCAUCACAGGACCUUCCUGUUUCAGCCGGUCCGCUCGAUGAGUGCUGGCAUUCAGAUCCAACGCAAGGAGACAGUGCAGGCACAGGUGCAUGCACCGCUUGAAGCAGAGAACAAGGAGCAGGUGACAGGCCUCACUGCCUGGCUGGGCCGUGUCGGAUUGCUGCCGCUCAAGGCAAGCAUCGAGGCAUGGGCCCAGGAUGAAGGUGCCGCCUUCGUGGAGGAGGUGCUGUCGAAUGCUCCCGCACUUGCGCAGGCACUGCAACUCACUGGAGACGAGAGCGAUCGCUUUGUGGCGCGGCUCAGGGGACAGCCACCGCCCCAGCCAGCUCCUCCCCGACCGACGCAGGUGAAGGUCCUGAAGAAAGAGAAGAUCCUCCCGGUGCACGCGUCGCCCUGCCCCUGCUGCGGCAAGCCUGAGCGGCUGCUUUGGGACGUGACCAUUGCCUCCCAGCACGAGGGCUGGGGCCGGAAGUGGAAUGAAUGCAGAUAUGCCUGCCCUCUAUGCCGUCGUCACAUCUCCCGUACGUUGCCUGUGAAUGCUUGCAGAGACUGCAAAGUGAUGUGGCACUCAGACUGCAACAAGGCUCUUCAAAUCGACAUUGAGGCGAAGAAGCCCAACCUAGGCCAGCUGCAUCUUUACGGAGCCGUUAUGAAGGUGACGAAGAGGCGUCAGGGGCCUUCACCCCCCGUGGCCACGCAGGCGCCGACGCCUAGGCUGCUGCGAACCAUCACGGCCGCGCCCGUGGUGGUGGCUGCACCAGGUGGUUGCCUGGAUCGAACAAGAACAAGUCCUCAGACUCCACAGGAGAUUCAAGCAGCGGCCGCUCGCGCUGCCAAGGCGUAUGUGCCGUUGAAGGCCUGGAACUUUGCAGCAAUGCCACUCAAGCAGAAGGUGCGCCAAAGUCCGAGAGAUGCACCCUUGAGCCGAGACGAGGUGCUGAUUGAGGAGACUGACGCACUGCCUGGUCAGAUGGACCGCCGUAUCAUUCUCGAACGACAGCACAGGCUAAGGGACGAGCGUCGCGAGAGAGCGGACCAGGAGUUGCUCAGACAACGUAUCCCCAGGGAUGAGGAGCUGGUGCAUCCUUUUCAGAAGGAGAUGGACGAGGAAAGGGAGGAGAGGAAGGUGAACCAUGUUGACAUCUCGAAGAAAGGCUUCUCAGGCGUCCAGGAGGACUUGAUGAGGGUGCACGGCGAGACCAUCAAGGAUAGCCUGGGCCGCGUCUUUGACGGGAAGCUGAAAAUGGAGAGAGCCCAGGUCUCACGGCCUGUGCAGGACCGCUUCAUGAGCGCCAUGGCAGAGGGGCAUCCCAUCAUGCCCACCUUCCAUGGAUCCAGUGCGCAGAACUACAGCUCCAUUUGUGAGCGAGGUUUGCUGAUCCCCGGGCGGGGCAACGAUCUCCGAGUGGCCCACGGCUCUGCGCACGGCUUGGGCAUCUACACGGCCAACGUGUCCUGCCCCGGACUCUCGGUGGGCUUCUGCACCGCUCCCAAGAUGCUGGUGUGUGGGGUUCUUGAUGACUCGAGCCUUGCAUCAAGAGCAAGGACCUGUGGCAACUUUUCGGUGAAGGCAGAGUCCAGAGUCGUGAAGCACGUGGGGGAUGCUGUGGUGGUCUUUGAUGAGAGUAGAGUGGUGCCACUCUGGCAGGUAUCCGCCAACAGCUUCCGAAACCGUUACUUGCGUGCACCUGCUCCUGCGACCCAAGGCGCCAACGCUGUGCUGGGCCAGUGGGCGCCGCCGGCGCAGGCGGCGUCGGCCUCGGCGACGUGGAACCCCAACCAGCAGGGGCCCACCAUGGGCCUGCUGGACGCAGGAAAGAGCAAAGUCUACCACGUGCAAACAGGCCAACUUGGAUUCCUGCCGCUGCAGCCCUCCGACUACCAUUAUGAGAUCCGGCAGAAGCGCGUGUUUGAGGACAAGGUGAGGGACAAGAAGAUGAAGUACUUGCGGCAAGAGAAGAUAGACCGGCUCCGGCUGUCGAACAUGGCCUCCUUGUACAUUGUACAGAUGUACAGAGCGUACGAGACAAGAGGCUCGUGGUGCGAGGAGAGAGGCCCGAGGCUCUGCAGGAGAAGGCUGCAAAUGGCGGCCCGUCUGGCGCUGGACGCCCAGACACUCGAAGUGGUCAUUGAGUCCAGGCAGAAAUCCUUCUACAGGAAGCUUGAGCAGAUCGAAUCUGCUGGGCCCGGCCUCACUGCCAUGGUGACGCGACAGGUGUUGCUCAUGCAGCUGGACUCUUUUUGGCAGCAGCAUCUCAAGAAUAUGGACUUCAUGAAGACUGGCAUGACACUGCGGGCCUACGGUCAGAAGAACCCCCUCACAGAAUACAAGUUGGAGGGCUACCAAGUGUUCCUGAAGAUGAUGUCCAAGAUCAGGCGGAAUGCGUUGUACAACGUAUUCCUCUUCCAGCCGCGGAAGCUGACCCCCAUGUCUCGUGAGCGCGUGAAGGGCCUGAUCCCCAACCGCGAGACGCGACGGAAGCAAGUGGCACAGAUUAAGAAGUCCGAGGGCUACAAGCUGGAGAAGGAAGCUCGAGGCGUGGCCCUGGACAAGGGCGCCGCUGCCCGCAGCAUGAACCUGGCGAGGCUGUCGCUGAACGUGAAACAGAUCUUGGAGGCUAGGGAAGGUCUGGGGGAGUUGGCCCUAGCGUCAUUUUCCGAGCUCAAGGAGACAUUUGCAAGAUCUGGGCUCUUGACGCUGGGUGAUCAGCUUGCCUGGGCACAGGCCUGCAGCGAAUUUGAAUUGCUGGAGGAUGAACUGGCCGGCGAAGUCUACAUCGGCCUUGUUGGCCGAGCAGAGCCUCAGGCGGCGCGAUCGCCUCCGGAGGUGGAUUUGGAGGACGUGGAUCCAGACCGUUUUACGGAAAGACAGCGCGAGGCCAUGAAGCUCUUCGAGAGCGCGCAGCAGGAUCCCAACUUCAUGCAGACCCUGGCCGCUUUCUCGGACAAGCCGGAGCUCUUCUUGAAGGAGCUGAAGGCAGCUUCGCAAGAGCAAGGCUGGACGCGGGAAGAUGUGAAGCAAAUGAAGGAGACCUAUGCCAUGAUGGGAAUCAAUCUGGAGACGAUGUUGCUGGCAGCUUUGCUCGCCCGCGACACGUAUCGCGAAGCAAACAUCCGCAGAUGGUUUAUCUUAGGGCAGAGGCUCCACAAGCGGAUCGCUGAUACCCACAGCAGUGACGUGACGCUGCUGCCCCGCGCCUAUGGCUUGGCCGGUUUCGUGCUGUGCUGCGUGCUGCCCUGCAGGUGCCUGGAGCGGAAGAGCCCAAGGCCGGCAUCCUUUGGAAGCCGCCAGGUCCUGCUACUUGGCCUCGACAACUCUGGCAAGUCAGCCUUUCUGUGGCUGGCGGAGCAUCCCACCGCCGACACCUUGCCGGCACAACGUCUGACGGCCACUAGCGGCACCCAGCGUCUGACGCGGAAGGAGGUGCCGUUGGCCGAGGGGGUGGUGGACCUGGAGUUCUGUGAAGUGGGUGGCGCGGCUGCGCUACGGCCGUUCUGGCAUCACUACCUGAAGAAAGAGCUGCGCUGCAUUGCCUUCUUUGUGAACCUUGAUGACGAGCGGCUUGAGGAGGCUACACGUGCAUUGGUGGCGCUGCCGGGGAGUGUGCUGCUAGUCGCCAGUGGCGAGCACAAGGCGGAGGCUCUGGCGCAUUUGCGGCACGCCUGGCGCUCCAAGCGCGGCGGGGAGCUUCCCAGCGUGCAGCUGAGCUUCUCCCGCAGUUCAACGGACGCGCUGUUGCAGGAGCUGGCCAAGGCAGUCUUGUGAUGGAAGCAAGGUGCUGCACUUGCCGAGCAAGAUGUCAUGUCUUGUAGUGAGCUAAAGUGCCGGACGAAUCGUCCAAAGGAUUGCCAAUGAAAUGGCUGCACGCACUGAAAGCCGAGAAGCUGGAUGCCGUUGCCAUUGUGUCUGUUGUUGUUGUUGUUGGACAUGCCCGUCUGAGCAUCGGAACCUUCACUUGAUCUAUUUGCCUCUGGGCGCCUGUCCUUGUCUCACCUGAAAGAAAUCUCUCAGAAAGUGUGUGCAUGAGUAUCUUUCUGACAUGUCUAGCUCCCUUUGUGAAGAGGCCUGCUUGAAGCGUUUUUCCAGUGUCAGGCAGGCUAUCCAAAAAGUAGCAAAGCGCUUUUAGGUUGAACUUCUCGCAGGG